AUGAGCGUGAGGAGGAGUGGAGGAAUGGAGAGCUCAGAGAGCAAGACGCAGGAGACCAGCUGGAAGCCAGCUUUGUGGGGGGGCACACCGCAAUACGACUAUGUCUGCUUUGAGAAAUGCACCCCUUACGGGAUACCCGUGGAGGCAGGACACGAGGCCGGGGCGACAGGGGACGACCUGCGCUCCCCGGAGAACUCCCUCAGCUACCCACAGCUUUAUGGCCGAUACACAGACCGGAUAACAGAUAACAUUUCAGACAAGGAAGCAGCAAAACUACUGAAGAAACAGGCCCAAAGGAACAAUGGACAACCCCUGAAACGCGACAGUCAAGUACAGAUCAAAGAAGAGCACUAUUCCAAAUGUCAAGACUGUGCUAAACGCAUCCAGAAAUAUGUUACCAAGAAGCUUGGAGAGGACUGGAUUUUCUUGGUUCUGUUGGGUCUGGUCAUGGCGUUGGUGAGCUGGGGAGUGGAUUAUGCCAGUGCAAAGACCGUACAGGCCUACAAGUGGAUAUACGGAGCGCUGCACCCCAAUGUCCCUCUGCAGUACGCCGUGUGGGUCGCGGUCCCACUCAGCCUCAUUCUGUUUGCGGCCAGUUUCUGCCACUUCGUCUCUCCACAGGCUGUUGGGUCUGGGAUCCCAGAGCUCAAGACCAUUAUGAGGGGAGUGGUCCUCAAGGAGUAUCUCACUCUCAAAGCUUUUGUGGCCAAAGUUGUGGCCCUCACAGCUGGGCUUGGAAGUGGCAUGCCUGUGGGGAAAGAGGGUCCUUUUGUGCAUAUUGCCAGUAUCUGUGCUGUGGUACUCAGCAAGUUCAUGUCAAUCUUCUGUGGGGUGUAUGAGCAGCCCUAUUAUUACACGGAUGUCCUGACUGUGGGGUGUGCUGUGGGUGUUGGCUGCUGCUUUGGGACACCACUUGGAGGGGUUCUUUUCAGCAUCGAGGUCACCUCCACUUACUUUGCUGUGCGCAAUUAUUGGAGAGGCUUCUUUGCAGCCACCUUUAGUGCCUUCGUGUUCCGAGUCCUGGCUGUCUGGAACAAGGAUGCAGUUACCAUCACAGCCCUGUUCAGAACAAACUUCCGUAUGGAUUUCCCCUUUGAUCUGCAAGAGCUGCCAGCCUUUGCUAUAAUAGGCAUAUGUUCUGGAUUCCUUGGAGCCUUUUUUGUUUAUCUCAAUCGCCAGGUGGUCCUGGGCAUCAGACGUCAUAAAGCCCUGAGCCAGUUUCUCACCAAAUACCGACUGAUAUACCCUGCGGUUAUAACCUUCUGUAUAGCAUCGGUGACGUUUCCUCAUGGAUUUGGGCAGUUCAUGGCAGGAGAGUUGAUGCCACGGGAAGCCAUCAGCACUCUCUUUGAUAACUAUACCUGGAUCAAACACUCUGGAGACACCCAGAUCCUAGGGAAAUCUGCUGCCUGGAUCCAUCCUAAAGUCAGUGUCUUUGUCACCAUCCUGCUCUUCUUCCUUGUAAAGUUCUGCAUGGCUGUCAUUGCCACCACGAUGCCAAUCCCCUGUGGAGGCUUCAUGCCUGUUUUCGUAUUAGGUGCUGCAUUUGGACGUCUCAUUGGGGAAAUCAUGGCAUCGCUUUUUCCCAACGGGAUCCUCUUUGAUGACAUUCUCUACCAAAUCUUACCUGGAGGAUAUGCUGUCAUUGGUGCAGCAGCUCUGACAGGAGCGGUGAGCCACACUGUCUCCACCGCUGUCAUCUGCUUCGAGCUGACGGGUCAGAUCUCUCACAUCCUGCCCAUGAUGGUGGCUGUCAUUCUUGCCAACAUGGUGGCCCAGAGUUUGCAGCCCAGCCUCUAUGACAGCAUCAUCCAGGUGAAGAAGUUGCCCUACCUGCCAGACCUGGGCUGGAAUCACAUAAGCAAAUACAAUAUCUUUGUUGAGGAUAUUAUGGUCCAAGAUGUGAAAUUUGUGUCCUCCAACUGUAAAUACCGAGACUUGCAAGCGGUACUCCAAAGCACCACAGUAAAAUCUUUGCCUUUGGUGGACUCGCCAGAGUCCAUGAUCCUCCUGGGCUCUGUGGAGCGGUCAGAACUGCAGGCUCUCCUCCAGACACACAUCAGCCCAGAGCGGCGACGGCUCCUCAACAGAGAAAUGCAGCAGAAGCUGAAUGAGGCACCCUACGAUGGACCCUGGGCAAACCUGCCAAAGCUGAAGCACGAAUCUUUUGCUUAUGUUGAUGAGGAUGAGGAUACAGAGGAGAAGGGAGAGCUGCCUCAGCCUCCAAGUCCCACUCCCAGUUACCCAGAGGAGCCAAAUGGCCCAACAAGUCCUCUUAAACAAAUGCCUGAAACCUUGGAGCCGCUGCAACACUCAGGCAGUUUCAGGAGUCUGAGGAAACUGAUCCAGCAGCUCUUGUGCCAUUGCAGCCGUCCACAUGAAACAGAGAGCACCAUCCAGGAGCCAGUGGAAGUCAUUGAGACAAUGACACCAGAAGAGAUAGACGCUUGGGAACAGGAGGAGCUGAACAAGAACGUGUGCUUUGACAGCUGCCGCGUAGAUCCCUCCCCUUUCCAACUGGUGGAGAGAACCUCCCUGCACAAGACACACACAUUGUUCUCACUGCUGGGCCUCAGCCAUGCCUACGUAACCAGCAUGGGGAAGCUGAGGGGAGUGCUGGCUUUGGAAGAGCUCCAGAAGGCAAUAGAGGGUUCCACCCGCUCUGGGGUUCGUCUCCGACCACCCCUCGCCAGUUUCCGUGACAUCAACCGGACUUCCACCACCACCAAGGUCGGGCAGGGCGCUCAGGCGUGGAGCCGGGAAGACAACAGCAUGGUGGCAGCAGAGGCAGCAGCAAACCUGGGCACUGAGAGCCCUCUGCCCCCCUGCUCGCACUCCCCCCAGCCCUCCCACUCACAGGAAGAGGGGGAAGUCCCCAGCUCUGCUUAUGCCACGGAUACUGAGUUGGAAGAGAUGGAGCUGACAGGGCCAGUUGCUGAAAACAUCUCAGACAUCCUCAAGGACAUAAACCUACAUACCACUGACCUGGAUGAAGAUGAUGAUGAGGAUGUUCCCUUAUAGCUGGUGUGAGGGUAACAGUCCAUCACACUCUUCAGUGAGCCAGUCUUCUUGUGUUUCCUCCUCAAAGAGAAGCUUUUGGGUGUUCUUUGCAAUCCCCACAGAGGAAUGAUUCAGCUGGGAGGAGGGACGUCAGACUGACCCUUUCUUCUGCUGCUUUCCCUCUGUGCAGACUGUUAGGCUGCCGGACUGUUCAGGCGUGUGCAGGUGUCAGAUGUGGACUGCAAGGUGCUGAGUUUAGGCGAAGCACACUGUAACAGGACACAGAUACUGCUGACACAGUCAGGAUGCUCUGGGUCAAUCUGCCAUGUGGAAAGUGGAGGAGGAUCAGCUUUCACUCGCCACUGGUGCUGUCCUUCCAGUCGCACUAGGCCUGCACACAGCAGUGUAACACAGCCAGACCUCCAGGCUAGAAGCAUACUGCUGCUUCUGACUGCCACCCUGUCCAUGUUGCUGCAGCUCCUUUUCACUGGCUCUUAUCUUGCACCCCCCCCAAACAUUCCCACAUAGAACAUUUUUAUUCUUGCUCAAUUUUUAGUCUGGGAUUUUCCUGGAUGGGGAUGCAGUUAGGAGCUUCUCCUCUGUCCUAUAGCUGAGCCAUGCCCUAAAAACAGAUGGGAGGAAAGUAUUUGGUAUAUGUCUCAUGUCUUGAAUUCAGCCAAGGCUUUAGAGAACCCUGGAAGAGAGAAAAGCUUAUUUUCCCAUCAUCUCUGAAAUUUUAAAACAGAAUGGGAAAAUCUUAAGUGAGGGCAUCCUCAUUACUGGAAGAGGAGUAAACCAGCAUGUAUGUACCUAUAUUUCAAAUAACUGUUUGUCUCUCUGAAUCACUGUUCACAAUUUUCCACAGCUAUAGUCUUAAAAUAUAAGAACUCAAGAAAAAAAAUUAUUAUGGAGUGUUAGCAGGCUGCCA
This is a messenger RNA of Vidua macroura (Pin-tailed whydah), 3928 nucleotides long. It is a transcript of the gene CLCN1, whose product is annotated as chloride voltage-gated channel 1. Gene Ontology annotation, cellular component: membrane. The transcript has 23 exons. Gene Ontology annotation, molecular function: voltage-gated chloride channel activity. NCBI's taxonomy places the organism in Eukaryota, Metazoa, Chordata, Aves, Passeriformes, Viduidae. Bases 1 to 3021 code for a protein of 1006 amino acids. Gene Ontology annotation, biological process: transmembrane transport; chloride transport. The record is from RefSeq and is a predicted model, not a curated record.